Messenger RNA from Hippocampus zosterae (dwarf seahorse), 1303 nucleotides. RefSeq names its product transmembrane protein 47-like. The transcript has 3 exons. NCBI's taxonomy places the organism in Eukaryota, Metazoa, Chordata, Actinopteri, Syngnathiformes, Syngnathidae. Bases 64 to 693 code for a protein of 209 amino acids. Gene Ontology annotation, biological process: cell-cell adhesion. The record is from RefSeq and is a predicted model, not a curated record. Gene Ontology annotation, cellular component: membrane; cell-cell junction.
UUUCCAAGCGGGAAGCGUUGCGGCGAGCUUGAUUCGGUGUGCGUUCGCGAGUUAGUGCGUCUUAUGGUGGCAGACGGCCCGCAUGCACAUCGCUCUACCUCCUCGGGUUCUUUCCACAGCGACAGCCCCACGGCGUUGUGCGACGAGAGGACCAUGUCGAUGAACGACGUGUACGUGCUGCGGCCCUUCAAGCUGAUCGCGCUGCUGUGCGUCUUCCUGGCGCUGUGCCUGGACCUGGUGGCGCUGCUCAGUCCGGCCUGGGUCACAGCCGACCACUUCUCCCUGUCCCUGUGGGAGUCAUGCUCCCAGUCCGAGGCGAGGCAGCCGGACGAGGAGGCUUCGUGGAGCUGCUUCUCCACUCUCACUUCAGACUGGCAAAUUGCCACCCUCGUGCUGCUCGUGGGCGGCGCCGCCGCAACCCUGGUGGCCUUUCUGGUGGGCCUCAUUUCGCUGUGCCGCGGGACGCAGAGGAAGCACUACCGCACCGUGGCCGUCUUCCUCUUCACUGCAGUUGUGCUGCAGGCCUGCGCGCUGGUCCUGUACCCGAUCAAGUUCAUCGACGGGACGGUUCUGCAAACGUAUCACGAAUUCAACUGGGGCUACGGCCUCGGCUGGGGCGCCACCAUCUUCAUGCUGGGCGGCGGAGUCCUCUUCUGCCUGCGGACGGACAUAUACGAGGAUGCCAUGUACUGACGCCUCGCGCGCCGCCCUUCAUCAGAACACACGUCGAAAUUCUUUGGACAGCCGGUGUGUAUAGGAGCAUGGACGUAAAUUCUGUUCUCUGGCUCUCUCUGGUUAUUUUUAGUCAGGUUGCGAAGGUCUCGAGUAGGACAGGUUUCUUUGAGUAGAACCCCGUCAGUUUCCUAUCAACGCUCCCUCUCCCAUUUGUUCACAAACGUGUCCCUCAGCCUGGCCGUUGUCGGAGUGAAGUGGUGACCUUUUGGGACGCCCACCCAUUUCCACUGCACGGGGGCCUGGAUGUCUGUUGUUUGGACAAAAUGGACAGUAGGGUCGGAAUAUUUCAAGGCAGCAGUGCAUUGCCGUGUUGCGGCCUUUUAAUUUGGGCCUCUUCUUUUGUAGCAUGACAACGAGGAGCUUGUCGGUGUAUUCGUGGUGCCAUUUUUUCCUGCAUUUUGCCUGAAACAUAUCAUAGAGUGUCUUCUGUCGUCACGGCUUUUAUGUAAUAUGCUGGAGCUACUGUAUUUAUAGUUUGUGUGUCUCUGAUGGAAAUGUAAAUGUGUAAAAAAGUGUUUGUACACGAAGGACUUUGCUGAAUAAAAAGUGUCGUUUUGAGGUAUGAGGA